Messenger RNA from Sporothrix brasiliensis 5110, 1224 nucleotides. RefSeq lists its product as uncharacterized. The coding region runs from base 1 to 1224 and encodes 407 amino acids. The transcript has a single exon. The record is from RefSeq and is a predicted model, not a curated record. NCBI's taxonomy places the organism in Eukaryota, Fungi, Ascomycota, Sordariomycetes, Ophiostomatales, Ophiostomataceae. Gene Ontology annotation, cellular component: cytoplasm.
AUGGCACCGAUUCCUAUCACGAUCGUCACGGGCUUCCUCGGGUCCGGCAAGACGACACUCAUUCUCAACUUGAUCCCCCAGCUGCGCGCCGCCAACCCCAACUACCGCCUGGCUCUGCUCAAGAAUGAGUUUGGCGACCUCGCUGUCGACUCCCAGCUUGCCGCGUCGAGCGCGGUCGCCGGUGUCCGCGAGCUGCUGAAUGGCUGCAUCUGCUGCAAUCUCGUUGGCCAGCUGGGCGACGCGCUGGAGGAGCUGACGACAGACAAGGGCGACGGUGCAGGCAUCCCGUCGCGCAUUGUUGUCGAGACGUCCGGGUCCGCCUUUCCUGCGACGCUGGCGCUCGAAGUCAACCGCCUGGCGCGGGCGACGGGCGGCCGUUUUGCGCUCGACGGCGUCGUCAGCGUGAUUGAUGUUGAGAACUGGGCGGGCUACGAGGACACGAGCUACACGGCCAAGCUGCAGGCGCGGUACACGGAUCUGAUUGUGUUCAACAAGUGGGAGGCGUGCAACGAGCAGCGCUUUGAUGUGUGCCUGGACCGGCUCGGCGAUCUGCACACAGACGACGUGGCGUGGGUCAAGAGCCGGCGCGGCUGGGUGGACGCGGGGCUGGUCUUUGGCGUGGAUGGCGGGCUGCUGGCCAAAGCACUAGGCGAUGGAACGCCCAAGCUGAACGGCGACAGCAAUGGCCAUGCGAAUGGCCCUGCAGACGGCCACAGCCACAACCACGACCACGAGCACAAGGACGACCACCAGUCCGAGGUCGAGGUGCUCUCUGUAACGCUCAAGGGGGACAGCGAAAACGCGUCUGUGGACGUCGCCAAGCUGUCGAAGCUGCUGUCGUCGGCUUCCAAGGACGAGGUAUACCGCAUCAAGGCCGUGCUCUCGGUCGAUGCUGCAUCGGCGUCGCAGCUUACGAACUCAGACGACAGUAUCAAUGUGAACCCAUCGACAGAAGAGCUAGCAGAAACAUCUACCUCGACAGAGAAGACGGGAACAGUACGUUACAUUCUCAACUGGGCCUUUGGCCGCUGGACGAUUACGCCCGUGGCACCGGGUAUAGACGAGCACGCAUCGAGCGAGCAUGCGCCCCUGCGCAUGACGAUGAUUUUGGCCCGUUAUGAGAGCACCAAGUGGACCAAAAAGUUGCAGACGGGCGACUUUUUGGCCCUGGCCGGCGACGCAGGCGCAGCGAAGGAUGCGUUGGCGGUUACAAAGAUUGCGUGA